Molecule: messenger RNA, 807 nt
Organism: Phycomyces blakesleeanus NRRL 1555(-)
Lineage: Eukaryota; Fungi; Mucoromycota; Mucoromycetes; Mucorales; Phycomycetaceae
Exons: 3
Coding region: 1-807 (268 amino acids)
Source: RefSeq, a predicted model, not a curated record
AUGAGUAAACAACACUUGAUCCUGCAACAACAAGUAGAACGGUCCGAACAGCAGCUUCUUCAAUGGACAAAAAACAUCAUGCUUGAAAGUUCGCAAUUAGUUAGUCGUGAUUACUUCUACAUGUUCUACACUUGCAGACUGCACUCGUUCACUUUGGAACGCAGGCCCAGAGAAGUCAACCAUGUUAGAUAUGGCGUCCAACAUCAGGUGUACGAGGCGACUUUGAAUGACCAUAGCUACCCUAUUGAACUUCAAUUUGCAACAGUUCUUUGGCGCUUUGCAAAUACGAAUUUUGAAUACCGUCUUGCUGAACAGUUUCUUGAUAUCAGUGCUGGAUCAUAUACACGAUUCACAAUGCGGUUCAUUACUGCCAUGUCAGACUAUUUCGAUAAGCUCGUGAACUGGGGAGUAUAUGACAGCGAAACAACAAGAAGAAAGGCGGCUGGAUUUGAGCAACCUGAAAGACGCGGUGUUCGUCUACCUGAUGUCAUUGGGGCAAUAGACGGAAAGCUUAUUUCCAUUCAAAAGCCCUCUUUACACGGAAACUUCUAUGUGGAUUGCCACAACAACUCUUCUGUGAUUGUCCUUGCUGUGCUCUUCACAACUUUUGCUUGGACAACGAGCCAAGUGCGUAGUUUUGGGGCAUAUGCAGACGGAGAUGAUGAUAAUGUCGUGGAGAUAGCAGUUGAGGAUCUUGAUCCAUUUUUGAUCGAGAUACCUGUGGAUUUGAAGAAUGCUUCUCGAACUGUGAAUCGUUCUGUGAGACAGCUCCAAAUCUGCACACGAUCUUUCACAAGAACGUGGUAG